AACCCCAGGAUCAUCGGAGGGAGCCCCACAUUUCUGAUACUCCUCCUUCUCAGCCUUCCAGCUUCAAGCGGCCCCAACAACAACAGAAGACAGCUAUCUCUCCUACAUUUCCAAUACCAGCCCAGCUCAUUUUGGAAUCCUCAGAUGAACACUGGCCUUGACCAUUGAGAUUUCUCUAAGACCUUCAUGUAUGUUCAGUUUGUUGCCCACCUGCAAAGGUAGGCGUGCUUGCAAAAGUUUCCCCUCACUGCGAGUCUGUUACCAAUUCUUCUCAUCAGCUACUAAUUCAUUGCCUUCUGUAUCGGAUGGCUUUGGAACUGAGAAAAAAAGAACUGAUUUCGGUCUUCUAUUUCAAUCCUGCACAAAACUUCACCAUGCGAAGUGUCUCCAUGCUUUUCUUGUGGUGUCAGGAAAAGCUCAAGAUAUUAUUUUUUCCUCCAGGCUAGUCAAUCGGUAUGCCUACCUUGGUGAUGUUUCAUUCUCACGCCGCACUUUUGAUUCAAUGCCUAGAAAGGAUGUCUAUACCUGGAAUUCAAUGGUGUCUGCAUAUGUUCGCAGUGGACGUUUCCGAGAAGCUGUAGACUGUUUCUCUGAUUUUUUGUUGACCCCUGGUCUGCGACCUGAUUUCUACACUUUUCCUCCUGUCUUGAAAGCGUGUGGGAAUCUAAAUGUUGGGAAGAAGAUACACUGUUGGCUUAUAAAGCUGGGUUUGGAAUGGGAUGUCUUUGUGGCUGCUUCCUUGAUCCAUAUGUAUUCACGGUUUGGAUUUAUUAGCGUUGCUCAUAAAUUGUUUGAUGAGAUGCCAUUCCGGGAUAUGGGUUGUUGGAAUGCAAUGAUUUCUGGGUUUUGUCAGAAUGGGAAUGCAGCAGAUGCAUUAGAUGUCUUGAUUGAAAUGAGAUCGGAGGGUGUAAAGAUGGAUCCUGUAACUGUUGCAAGUCUACUGACUGCUUGUGCACAAUCAGAUGAUUCCUUAAGUGGAAUGCUGAUUCAUUUGUAUGUCAUAAAGCAUGGACUAGAGUUUGAUCUGUUCGUAUGCAAUGCCUUGAUUAACAUGUAUGCUAAAUUUGGUUGCUUGGGACAAGCACACAGGGUUUUUUAUGAAAUGCAUGUAAGAGAUUUGGUGUCAUGGAACUCAAUAAUUACUGCAAAUGAGCAGAAUGAUGAGCCGAUGACUGCACUUGGAUUCUUGAACAGGAUGCAACUAUCUGGAGUUAAGCCUGAUUGGUUAACACUAGUGAGUUUGGCUUCCAUUAUAGCUCAAUUAAAUGAUGCUGAAAUGAGUAGGUCUGUUCAUGGAUUCAUUUUGAGGAGAGAUUGGUUCAAGGAAGAUGUUGUUAUUGGAAAUGCAGUUGUGGACAUGUAUGCAAAGUUGGGUGCUAUAGAUUCCGCACGUACUGUUUUUGAAGGACUUCCUGUCAAGGAUGUGGUUUCAUGGAAUACUUUGAUCACAGGUUACACUCAAAAUGGUCUUGCAAGUGAGGCGAAUGAAGUGUACUGUAUGAUGCAAGAGUGCAAAGAAAUAAUUCCAAACCAAGGAAGUUGGGUUAGCAUUCUACCAGCAUAUACCCAUUUAGGGGCCUUGCAACAAGGGAUGAGAAUUCAUGGGCGGGUGAUCAAGAACUGUCUCUACUUGGAUGUAUUUGUGGGUACCUGCUUGAUUGACAUGUAUGGAAAAUGUGGGAGACUAGAUGAUGCAUUAUCAUUAUUCUACCAAGUGCCCAGAAUGAGUUCAGUCACUUGGAAUGCCAUGAUUUCCUGUCUUGGAGUUCAUGGGCAUGGUGGGAAAGCUGUGAAGCUAUUCAAAGAUAUGAUAGAUGAGGGGGUCAAGCCAGAUCAUGUAACCUUUGUAUCUCUAAUGGCAGCUUGUAGUCAUUCAGGUUUGGUCAAUGAGGGUGAAUUGUACUUUCAUAUAAUGCAGAAAGAGUAUGGAAUCAAGCCUGGUUUAAAGCACUACGGCUGCAUGGUAGAUUUACUUGGCAGAGCUGGGCAUUUAGACAAGGCAUAUAGUUUUAUUAAGACUAUGCCUGUACAGCCUGAUGCUUCUGUUUGGGGGGCACUACUUGGUGCUUGUAGAAUACAUGGGAAUGCUGAAUUGGGGAAAAUUGCUUCAGAAGGCUUGUUUGAAGUUGAUUCGGAGAAUGUGGGCUACUAUGUUUUGUUGUCAAAUAUAUACGCAACAACUGGGAAAUGGGAAGGUGUGGAUAAAGUGAGAUCUAUGGCUAGAAACCGCAGACUGAGGAAGACUCCCGGGUGGAGCUCAAUAGAAGUUAACAAUAAAGUUGAUGUGUUUUAUACUGGAAACCAAACGCAUCCAUUAUGCGAACAGAUAUACCAGAAGUUGAGGGAACUAACUGAGAAAAUGAAGAGCCUUGGUUAUGUUCCGGACUUCAGCUUUGUGUUGCAGGACGUCGAGGAUGACGAGAAAGAGCAUAUCCUCAUGAGUCAUAGUGAGAGAUUGGCGAUUGCUUUUGGAAUCAUUAGCACGCCUCCUAAAACUCCCAUUCGGAUCUUCAAGAACCUGAGGGUUUGCGGUGAUUGCCACAAUGUGACGAAACUCAUAUCAGUAAUUACGGAGAGGGAGAUCAUUGUGAGGGAUUCAAACCGUUUCCACCAUUUCAAGGAUGGAACUUGCUCUUGUGGGGAUUAUUGGUGAAAAUGAGAAUCAAAUAGAACAGUUGUGGCAUGGUCAAAUAUACAGAGGUUUGGACCAAAAAAGAAAAUGUACAAGAGGCUCCAACUGCAACCAAUUGAUGCUUAGAUGUGAAGGGAAGCCAGCAACAAGCAGCAUUAGCUGUUGAUGAUUUGGCUUCUACCUCAAUUGUGACUCAUUCGCAAUUGCCAGCUUGUUUCCAGUCACAUUGCUUCACUUUGACAUCAUGAGAAAAGGAAAAGAGAACCAGAAUCCUACUAGUUUUUGUUUUACAGAUAGUUUACUAGAAUAAAAUAAUUCUGCUCUGAGGUGGCAACCAACUAACCUAUUAUCUAUAACAACGUUUCCCCCCAAAUCCACUCCCCCUAAUAUUACUAGGAAAUCGACGAAGCUGCGUACAAUAGUGGCGAGUUCAUGGCAAACCCUCACGCACCACCGCCUCGACCUCUCUACAAGCAGAACUCCUGGUCGCCGGACAUACUCCGUGAGGAGACAUGGCAGCGUCAGAAGAGCAAUUGGGGUACGCGGAGUCUCAACCGCAGCAAAAGCGUUUCAGACGAUGACUUGGAGGAACUAAAAGCCUGCAUUGAGCUGGGGUUCGGGUUUGAUUCGCCAGAAAUCGACCCCAAACUCUGCCGCACCUUACCUGCAUUGGAGUCUUACCAUGCUUUAAACAAGCAGCGGUUUGGUAAAAGCGUAUCAACAGGAGGGGAUGAUGCGGAGGUGGUGAAGAUGAGGUUAAAGCAGUGGGCGCAAUUGGUUGCCUGUGCGGUUCGGGAAUCAUCUUCUUCCGGGAGAUAACAACUCAGUAUUUGAUCUUCUGUUACUAAUUUCAGAUUAAUUAUGACGAAUUGUAAGCUUUUAUUGUUCUCAUUGUAAAGGAAAGAGAAACUGUAACGCUGAUUUAUAUUUGGUAGAAAUUACCAUGCACCAGAAAGACUAUACUUUUAGCUCCAACAUUGCUUUUGCAAGCAAACACUUGUAUUUGUUGAUCAAUGGAACGCAGAAUUUUUUGAUCAAA
This is a messenger RNA of Rosa rugosa (rugosa rose), 3671 nucleotides long. Its product is annotated as pentatricopeptide repeat-containing protein At4g33990-like. Lineage: Eukaryota; Viridiplantae; Streptophyta; Magnoliopsida; Rosales; Rosaceae. The record is from RefSeq and is a predicted model, not a curated record. Gene Ontology annotation, molecular function: protein binding; zinc ion binding; RNA binding. The transcript has 4 exons. Gene Ontology annotation, biological process: RNA modification. The coding region runs from base 191 to 2653 and encodes 820 amino acids.